AUGGUUAAAGUUGCCACCGAAAGCAAAAUCCCAGUCAGCCCUAAGCUUUGGGAAGACCUGCCACUGCAGCCGAGUCGUCGCAGGGAGCUCUCCCGGGUGGGGUCAGCUUCCAGCCCGGGAAGGGGUGGGAGAGGUGCCGCAAGGCCUGGGAUGUGGGGUCCAGGCCAGAGAGGCGGGGUGCGGCCGCUCAGCUACGGGAUCAACGAUCGCACCAGCCCCGGCGGUCCCGGCUCCCACCGCACCAGGUCCCGGCAGAACGCGGCUCGCAGCGAGGGCGCGGCCCCGCCAGGCCAGCGAUGGGGCGGGCCGGCGCCACGGGGCGCUCCGCCCCCGAUGAUGCGGCGGCCUCCGACUGGCCCCCGGCCCGUCACUCACUCCUCACCAUGGUUGCAGCACAAAGCAACAAGCCCCGGAGGCCGCUUCCUCCCUGAAGAGCGGCUCCGGCGGCCGCCGAGGCGCAGGAGAAGGAAGAGGCGGGGAAGAGGAGGCGGUCGCCGUUCAGCAGACGCUUGGCGGGGCUGCGCGCUCCGCUCUCGGCCUCGCGCCCGCCGGGGACCCGCGUCUGGCCCGCCGCGCCCGCCCGCCCGCCGCACGGACGACGCACAAAGUUGCCUAGAGCGCGGGGGCCGCGCGGGGAGCAGCCGCGCUCGGGCGCCGAUGGGGGCGGGCGGCUGGAGCUGCGCGGCCCGCGGGGAUGCAGCAGCAAGCCAGGGCCCCGCCGGAGAGGCUCCGCCCGCCGUCGCUUGCACCUCCCUAAAAAUAACUCGGCCCGCCGGGGCCAGCGCGAUCCGCGACCGUUCCGGAGCGCUGCCGGGCAGUCAGUCGCUGAGUCCGAGUCUACGGACAGCAAGCCGCGAGGAGGAGGGCAGCUCGGGGCUGCACGGACCCUUCGUGCUGUCUGCGCCCCGGCCCCGCGCCUGGGCUGCUUUGCCUCGGGCAGUGGCGCUGGGCCGGGAGGCCGGCGAGUGUGUGGAGCGGUCCCGGUGCGCCCCGCAGGGGGAGAUGGCGUCCUACGUGGAUAAUAGCUUCCGCCAAGCGGUGAUGAAGAACCCCGCCGAGAGGACCCCCCAGGACCUGGAAAUAGUGUAUUCCUAUUUACAUGGUAUGGAAGCCUUAUCCAACCUGAGGGAGCACCAACUAAGGCUAAUGUGCGAAACUGUGAGAUAUGAGAGACACGAAGCUAACGAAGUUCUAUACUAUCCUGAUGAUAUUGGCACCUGCUGGUAUAUACUUCUUUCUGGUUCCGUGUUCAUUAAGGAGUCCAUGUUUCUUCCAAGGAGCAGUUUUGGCAAGCGUUCUGCAGGAAGCUUUAGGCGUGGCUGUGAAUGCAUCGUCUUAGAGCCUUCUGAAAUGAUUGUGGUGGACUAUAUGGAUGAAAAUGAAGAAUAUUUCCAGCGUCAAGCUUCCCACAGGCAGUCACGGAGAAGAUUUAGAAAGAUCAACCAGAAAGGUGAAAGACAAACAAUUAUUGACACAGUGGACCCUUACCCUGUGGGUAAGCCACCAUUGCCUAGAGGCUACCACACGGAAUGCACUAAAUCUCAGCUCCCUGCAGACUUCACAAAACUGCACCUCACUGACAGCCUGCACCCACAGGUGACCCACGUGUCCUCCAGCCAUUCAGGAUGCAGCAUCACCAGUGACUCUGGAAGCAGCAGUCUUUCUGACAUUUACCAGGUAUGAAGGGCUUUUCGUUCUCGUCUGCUUCAUGGGAUUCAGAAAUUCUUAGAGCUAAGGCCUAUAAAGUAGAUUUAUGUGCACACAUCUAUAAAGUAGAUGUAUGUGCAUACAUUAGGCAUGCAUGUUGUGGGUAUGAGGUGUUGUGUAUGUUUCACUGGCUUUGCUAUGCUGUGUGUGUUUUUGGAAGCAGCUCUACCGCUGUGCUGUUACCAGUUGGCAGAAUGUUAGAGAGUGGUUAUGAGGGAGUUAGUUCUUGGUACUCUAAAUGUUUCAUUCAUUCUUCUGUGGAUAGUUGGUAUAGUCUGAAUCAACUAAAAAGCUGCAGAAUUAUCAUUUUAUGGUCAUAGCAACAGACAGAACCCUUCCCCCCCCCCAAUGUAGUUUAUUUUAGAGCCAAAUAUGAGUGGCUAU
This is a messenger RNA of Mus pahari (shrew mouse), 2091 nucleotides long. RefSeq names its product Rap guanine nucleotide exchange factor 2 (gene Rapgef2). Gene Ontology annotation, biological process: positive regulation of ERK1 and ERK2 cascade. The transcript is spliced from 9 exons. Bases 1 to 1683 code for a protein of 560 amino acids. The record is from RefSeq and is a predicted model, not a curated record. NCBI's taxonomy places the organism in Eukaryota, Metazoa, Chordata, Mammalia, Rodentia, Muridae.